AUGGCCAUCUCUCUUUCAACUGCUAUGGCCAUCUCUCUUUCAACUGCUAUGGCCGUCUCUCUUUCAUCUUCUAUGGCCGUCUCUCUUUCAACUGCUAUGGCCGUCUCUCUUUCAACUGCUAUGACCGUCUCUCUUUCAACUGCUAUGGUCAUCUCUCUUUCAACUACUAUAGCCAUCUCUCUUUCAACUUCUAUAGCCAUUUCUCUUUCAACUACUAUGGCCAUCUCUUUUUCAACUACUAUAGCCAUCUCUCUAUCAACUGCUAUGACCAUCUCUCUAUCUACUGCUAUAGCCAUCUCUCUUUCAACUACUAUGGCCAUAUCUCUUUCAACUUCUAAAGCCAUCUCUCUUUCAAAUACUAUAGCCAUCUCUCUUUCAACUGCUAUGGCCAUCUCUCUUUCAACUGCUAUGGCCAUCUCUUUUUCAACUGCUAUGGCGAUCUCUCUUUCAACUGCUAUGGCCAUCUCUCUUUCAACUGCUAUGACCAUCUCUCUAUCAACUGCUAUGGCCAUCUCUCUUUCAACUGUUAUGGCCAUCUGUCUUUCAACUGCUAUGGCCAUCUCUCUUUCAACUGCUAUGGCCAUCUCUCUUUCAACUGCUAUGGUCAUCUUUCUUUCAACUUCUCUGACCAUCUUUCUUUCAACUGCUAUGGCCAUCUCUCUUUCAACUGCUAUGGCCAUCUCUCUUUCAACUGCUAUGGCCAUCUCUCUUUCAACUGCUGUGGCCAUCUCUCUUUCAACUGCUAUGGCCAUCUUUCUUUCAACUUCUAUGAGCAUCUUUCUUUCAACUGCUAUGGUCAUCUCUCUUUCAACUGCUAGAGCCAUCUCUCUCUCAACUUGUAUGACCAUCUCUCUUUCAACUACUAUGACCAUCUCUCUUUCAACUGCUAUGACCAUCUCUCUAUCUACUGAUAUGGCCAUCUCUCUUUCAACUGCUAUGGCCAUCUCUCUCUCAACUUCUAUGGCCAUCUCUCUCUCAACUGCUAGAGCCAUCUCUCUCUCAACUACUAUGGUCAUCUCUCACAACUGCUAG
Molecule: messenger RNA, 1032 nt
Organism: Candidula unifasciata
Lineage: Eukaryota; Metazoa; Mollusca; Gastropoda; Stylommatophora; Geomitridae
Source: the annotation of a GenBank genome assembly